Messenger RNA from Onychostoma macrolepis, 3284 nucleotides. RefSeq names its product uridylate-specific endoribonuclease A-like. Gene Ontology annotation, molecular function: RNA endonuclease activity. The record is from RefSeq and is a predicted model, not a curated record. The transcript is spliced from 9 exons. NCBI's taxonomy places the organism in Eukaryota, Metazoa, Chordata, Actinopteri, Cypriniformes, Cyprinidae. Bases 1689 to 2711 code for a protein of 340 amino acids.
GGGGUAUAUAUGCUUUUAUCUGUGUUUUAUUGAUAAACAUGAUUCAAUAUAACAGUGCGAUUACACUAAAAGUGCUUUUACUGUUAAAAAAAGCACAGAUUUGUGAGCAUUAUUGGAAUUGAAUUGUUAGAAUAAACAUGCAACACACCUCGUGCUUACCAUCACAGAAUCUAACCAAUGAGAAUAAAGUGUGUUGUCAUCGAGGCUCUUGCAGCCGAUUUUGAGUAACUGCAGCGCCUGACCUCGGCGGCUGGUCUCGUUUUGCUCUCGCGGUACUUUGAUGGAACAUGUGAUCGUAAGGCGGCUGCAGCGCUGAUCAAAGUCAGACAAACGUUCUAACCAGAAUGCAUCGCUUUUAUCAGGCGGCAGCCGAUUUUUGCGGCACUGUCUAAGGUUGUCUUUUUCAAAAUCUUCUCGUAGUCUUUCGUUUUCAUGAUUGCUUUGACCAUGACGAGAUUCCCAGCUCCAAACGCACUAAAACAUCCCCACAGCAUUACACUCCCCCCUCCAUGUUUCACUCUGGAGACGGUGUUCUGUGGGUUGAGCUCCUGUCCCUUCUUACUGCAAACAUAGGCAACAUCUCUAUGACCAAAGAGCUCUACUUUUGUCUCAUCUGACCAAAGGACACGUUUCUAGUAUGCAUAGUUUUUCUCCAGGUUGUUCUUCAAACUUCAGUCUAGCUUGGAGGUGUCUCUUCUUCAGAAGAGUAGUUUUUCUUGGUCGGCAACCUCGCAGUCCAUUCCUGUCCGGGCCUCUAGUGUCCGUCUUCGUUGAGAUAUCAAUCCCAGACAUGACUAAAUCAUUCACUAGUGUCUUGGCAGUUGUUCUUGCAUCUUUAGAAACCUCUCUAAACAGUUUUCUUUACAAAGUUUUUGAAAUCUUUCACUUCCUGCCGCUGUUCUCCACUGUGUGGGUUUCUUCAAACUUCUUGAUAAUACUUCUCACGGCAGUUCUUGACACUUGAAACACUUUGAUAAACGUGUAAAUGCUUCUCCUCCUUUGUGAGGAUUAACAAUUCUUUUUCUCAAGUCUAAACUAAUUUUAAUGUCUUUGCCAUUAUGACAGUAAUUAAUAUUUUACUAGUUGUUUUGAAAGAUACUAAUCCUCAGCUUACAGUGCAAUUUAAAGGCUUAGAGGGUUAAUUUAGGCAAGUUAGGUUAGUUAGGCAAGUCAUUGAACAACAGUGGUUUUUUCCGUAGCCAAUCAAACAGAUAAUUUCUUAAGAGGGCUAAUAAUACUGACCUUAGCCAUUUUUAUUCCAGGCAAAUUGAAAUAAAUAAGGCUUUCUCCAGAUGAAAAAUAUAAUGAGAAAUACUGUGUUAAAAUUCCCUUGCUCUGUUAAACAUCACUUGGGAAAUAUCUAAAAAAGAACUGAAAUUUCAUAGGGGGGCUAAUAAUUUUGUCUUCAACUGUAUCUAUGGAGAAUAUUCCUGGUUGCAGCUAAAAAGGCUAUUACUUGUAAAUGGCUUCAAUUUAAUCCACCCAUUCUAGAAGACUGGAACACAGUUGUAAUUGAAACACAUAAGAUGGAAAACCUUACUUUUUCUUUAAAACAAUUCCUAGGAAAAUGACAGACUGUGAUUUCCCUCCAGGGUUUUCUCACGUCUCUCUUGAAAAACUGGUUUCACUUGUUUUCCCGGAGUGCUGAUCUGGAGAAGGAAUAUACUCCCGACAGAGUGGAUCUGACAAUGAAUCGUUUCGGACCAGAACAAGCUGAGAGGAUCACGUUGGACCUCCUGGAGCAGAAUAAGCAGAACACUCUAGCUGAGCAGCUGAAAAACAAACACAAGCGAGAUCGUCUGAAGUCCAUAAUGAAGAUCAUCCUCUUUCUCACCAUCACCCUGAUCUCUCAGGGCUACAGUGCCAGAGUCUCUGACGCUGAGAUCAAGUCUCUGUCUGAGACGCUGUUCAAGUUAGACCAUAACAGAGCCACAGCCUCAGAGCUGGUCAUUGAUCCUCAGACACUGAUCUCUUCAUCUGAGACCGGCUCCGAGGAUGACCAGUCAUCUCGCCCAUUGUUCAAGGAAGUGAGUAGUACUUUGCUCUCCAAGUCCACGUAUCAAGCUCUGCUGAAUCUAUUAGACAACUAUAAAAGGGUGUCAGGGGAAGCGGAGGAUGUGACCUCACAGGAAGAGCAGGAGCAGGACACUUUCCUCCAAGAGGCCAUGAACACUGAUGUGGGCAGGGAGCUUUACAAUUUCCUCCACUCUAAAGAUAUAUACUCAUCACAGAGCGAGUUUAUCCAGGAUCUGAAGAUGAUGUGGUUUGGUCUUUACUCUCGAUCUAAAGGCAAAAAACUGGACUCCAGCGGGUUUGAGCACACCUUUGCAGGGGAAAUUAAGAAAGGAAAGGUGUCUGGUUUCCACAACUGGCUGCAGUUUUAUCUGAAUGAGAAAGAGGGCCUCCUGAAUUACUACAGCCAUAGUUUUAAUGGCCCUUGGACCACAUAUCCUGAUGUAUUGGGAAUGCAGUUUGAAUGGGAUGGCUAUUUCAAAGAGGUUGGUUCUGCCUUUAUUGGCUCUAGUCCUGAAUUUGAUCUGGCUAUCUACAGUCUCUGCUACAUCACCCGUCCUGGCAAGAAGUGUUAUGUGAGUCUGGGAGGAAACACUCUGGGCAUUCAGACCUAUACAUGGGAAAACAGUAGCUAUGGGGAUGGAAAGAAGUACAUUGCCUCCGCUUACCCUGCCACACCACGAUCAUCUGCCAUCUGAACAUCAGUAUCAACAGACUCACAACCAAAACAACUCAUAUGUAAUCUUCAUUUUUUCUUGGUUGUUCGAGGUUGAUGUUGGACCAAAUAAAACACAAGAAUAGAAAAACUCUUUUUUUCUAUUUUUAUUAAAACAUAAUAAUAUUCUUUCACAUUCUCAUCAGCUACAACUGUCAAAAGUGUACACAUCUAUUAGUCUGUUAUUAAUCAAACUUGUUGGUCAUAUAAGUUUUUUUUUCACAUUUUUAAAUUUGAUUUAGAACUAUUUUCCAGUAAUUCGGGAUAGAAUCACAUUCUGUAAUUAUACAAAAAAAUACAAGAACAUAAAUAAAAAACAACAAACUCUUACAAAUGGCUUUAUUUUCAUAAAAUUUCAAGUGUAUGACCUGAUGUUUGAGUUUAUGGAUCAGCGUCAGCAGUGCAGCGGAAGCCCAGGUUAGAGGCAGAACUGUCCGGAGUAUUUUGACUACGGUCUGCACACCUGUAUCUGUAGCAGUAAGACUACAGAGAGAGAGAAAAAUGUGUUAACAUGCAUGCAAACAAGUUGUAUAAAAGCUUACAGAUGAAGGUUGUA